Cokeromyces recurvatus is the source of this 621-nucleotide messenger RNA. RefSeq lists its product as uncharacterized. The coding region runs from base 67 to 600 and encodes 177 amino acids. NCBI's taxonomy places the organism in Eukaryota, Fungi, Mucoromycota, Mucoromycetes, Mucorales, Mucoraceae. The transcript has 3 exons. The record is from RefSeq and is a predicted model, not a curated record. Gene Ontology annotation, biological process: defense response to fungus; defense response to bacterium.
GCCACUUUUUUUUUUCCCUUUCUUUAUCAAUAAAUAGAUACGGAUACUGUGUUAAACAAGACAAAAAUGAAAAUGCAUUUAAUUAUUAACUCUGUCAAUUUUCUGAUUUUGAUAUAUUUAAUAUCAGUGCAAGCUGUGAAUGGUACACCUGAUGGUAGACGAGGUAUUGCAAGAAUGAUGAACUUUUCCGAAAAAGAUCACGAGUCAGUAGUAAUAGGAAAACGAGAUAAAGUGACAUGGUACAAUGGAUAUGACCUUAAGGAAGCUGCUUGCUUUAGUAGAAAUGGGUUGCCUCGUUUUGAUGCCGGUGUGAAUGACAUGAUUGGCGCUAUGGCUAUGCAUAAUUUUGAACAAUGUAACAAAUGUAUGCAAAUCACAAAUAACCGACAAAAAUCCAAAAAGAUUGUAGUCCAAAUUGUUGAUAAAUGUGCAGCUUGUAAAAUUGGGAAAUGGAUUGAUUUAACACCAGGAGCCUUUAAGAAGCUUUCAGAAGAUGGUGACCUUGAUGUAGGUGUGCUUGACAUCAGCUAUAAGCCAGUUAAAUGUCCUGAAGGAGGUGUCUUUGAUAAGUUAGCUAAAAUGUUAGUAGAAAAUGAGUAAUCAUCAUAUAUAUAGAUAUAG